AUGCUAUCCUGUUUCUUGUUCCUCUCCAAGCAUAUCGGCGCUUCGCUGGUGUCCCUGCGCAACGCGCGCCGUGGCUUUGCGCUCUCCCCGCGCUGGGUCCCUGGGGGCCCCUCGGGCCACUGGCCUGCCGUCCCCCGCCGCCCGCUGGUCGCCGCCUCCUCCUCCGGGGACCCAGCCGGGCCCGCCUCCGCCCCCUCCCGGGUGCGCCAGAACUUCCACCCCGACUCCGAGGCCGCCAUAAACCGCCAGAUCAACCUCGAGCUCUAUGCGUCCUACGUGUACUUGUCCAUGGCCUAUUACUUCUCCCGAGAUGACGUGGCCUUGAACAACUUCGCCAGGUAUUUCCUUCGCCAGUCCCGGGAGGAGACAGAGCACGCGGAGAAGCUGAUGAGGCUGCAGAACCAGCGAGGAGGCCGGAUCUGCCUGCAGGACAUCAAGAAACCCGACCGAAACGACUGGGAAAGCGGGUUGUAUGCCAUGGAGUGUGCUCUGCUCUUGGAGAAGGAUGUGAACCGGUCGUUGCUGGAAUUGCACACCCUGGCCUCAGAUAAAGGUGACCCCCAUUUGUGCGACUUCCUGGAAACCCACUAUCUGAACGACCAGGUGAAGUCUAUCAAAGAACUAGGUGACCACGUGCACAACUUGGUUAAGAUGGGGGCCCCGGAUUCUGGCCUGGCGGAGUACCUUUUUGACAAACAUACCCUCGGAAAUGAAAACAAUUAG
Molecule: messenger RNA, 723 nt
Organism: Equus quagga
Lineage: Eukaryota; Metazoa; Chordata; Mammalia; Perissodactyla; Equidae
Gene: FTMT
Product: ferritin mitochondrial
Exons: 1
Coding region: 1-723 (240 amino acids)
Biological process (GO): intracellular iron ion homeostasis; iron ion transport
Cellular component (GO): cytoplasm; mitochondrion
Molecular function (GO): ferrous iron binding; ferric iron binding
Source: RefSeq, a predicted model, not a curated record